GUGGCUCGUUGAUCGGAGAGCGAGUGCAGUGUGCGUCGUGACGUGACAAUGGCGGUAGUCGUGAUCGCGGUGCGGUGCGUUAUUGUGAUCAGCUGAUCGAACGCGCUUCCGAGAAGAUAGAGUAGUGUGUGCGUGUGUGUGCGUGCGUGCGUGACUGCGUGUGUGAAAGAGAGAGAGAGAGAGAGAAAGAAAGAAAAAGAGAAGUGCGUGGUCAAGAGGCAGAAAGGAAGAAGGUCAAGAGAAAAGGACGAAGAAAGUGAAAAGAAAAACGAGAGACGUGCGGAGCUCUCCAUCGUGAAGGAAGGUGUAAAAAGAAAGAAGGAAAAUAUUCUUUCGAUAGAAGACGAUGUCCUCGUCGUCGAUAUUGUCCUCGUCGUCGUCCUCGUCGUCGUCGUCGUCGUCGUCGUCGUCGUCGUCGUCCUCGUCGUCGUCGUCGCCGUCGUCGUCGUCGUGGUCGUCGUCGUGGUCGUCGUCGUUGUUGUCAUCGUCGCCACCGCCGUCAUCGUCAUCAUCGUCAUCAUCGUCAUUGUCGUCGUUGUCAUCAUUGUCGUCGUUUUCGUGAGAGAUCGGCAGUGCCUACCUAGGCGCCGCCGUUCCUAAUCCCUCCUAUUGUGUGUUGCUAAUAUAUUAGUAGUGGGCCCCCUGUAUAUCCGGUGUGUGUCGUGCACGAAUGCGUGGAGUUAACACGAGAGGUAGAUAAAUGUCUCUCAACCAUGCCCGCCGUGCGGAAGUACAGAAGGGAUACCAGUGAAGUGAGCUGUUGCCUCAAGUACGUCAUCUUUGGAUUUAACGUCAUGUUUUGGUGGCUCGGUUUGGGCAUCAUGGCGGUGGGUGUAUGGGCAUGGACGGAAAAGGACACAUUUAACAAUUUGUCCCGCCUCACGAACGUUGCACUCGAUCCAGCAUUUAUACUCAUUCUAGUCGGUACAGUGACAUUUAUCAUCGGAUUUACGGGGUGUGUCGGCGCACUCAGGGAAAAUACGUGCCUCCUAGCCGCAUACGCGAUAUUCCUGGCGUUAUUGCUGCUAAUGGAGAUGACUGCCGGUGUUUUAGGCUUCAUCUUUAAAGACUGGAUAAAAUCACAAGCAACCGGGGGCUUCCAAGCUUUCAUCAUACACUAUCGCGAGGAUCCCGAUCAACAGAAUUUGAUCGAUUGGAUUCAAGAGGAUUGGUUACAAUGUUGCGGUAUCGAGGGCCCAAAAGAUUGGGAUCGUAAUAAUUAUUUCAACUGUUCGUCGAGUGACAUCGGUUCGAGGGAAGCCUGCGGUGUGCCUUUCAGUUGCUGCAAAAGGAAACCAAACGAAAUUAUCAAGAACAAGCAGUGCGGCUAUGACGUUAGGAAACCUAGCUACACGGGAGAGAGGAGUAUAUUCGAAAGAGGUUGCCUAAGGGCAGGAGAAGAGUGGCUAGAGCUGAAUCUCGUGCCUGUCGCCGGUACGGUUGUCAGCACUAUGGUCCUUCAGAACUUUGAAGUCGCUAAAGUGAUUUACGAGAAGGGAUGCGUUCAAGCAGGAGAGGAGUGGAUGGAACGAAAUCUUCUCCCAAUCGCAAGCGGCGCGGUCGUUACGGCUUUUGCACAGAUUUUGGGAAUUUGCUUCGCUCAAAAUCUACGAGCGGAUAUAUUUGCGCAAAAGGCAAAGUGGCAUUGACAAUCCAGAGCCCCCACGGCAGUCUAGCAUCUUGUAUUGAAAAGAUGCUGAUCGCCCACGUCGAUCGAAUUUCGAAUAUCCAACGUAUCAAUACUCGAUGAUAUCAUGGAAGAAGAAGAAUAAAAAGGAAGACGAAAAACAAGAAGAAGAAAAGAAGAAGAAGAAGAAGAAAAAGAAACAAGAAAAAAAAUGAUGAUGAUGAUGACGAAGAUGAAGAUGAAGAUAAAGAUGAAGAUAAAGAUGAAGGAUCCUCGAAGAUGGAACGCAGUUAAGAAGAAAUAGAAACAUCGCUUGUCGAAAAGGAGGAAAGUCUAUCGAAUAAUUCUUAUUUCAUUUGCCGAAGGAUUUAGAAAGGAUUUGACAUGGUCGAAAGGAUCGUGCUUCUUUCAUUUUUCGCUACCGUCCAAGCCUGUGAUCCUUUCACUGAUGCGAGAGAGAUCGAUCGUUCAUUCUCCUUUCGCCGUGGGUGGUGGUGGUGGUGGUCGGUGGUGGUCGGUGAUGUUGGUGGUGGUGUUGGUGGUGGUGUUGAUUGUGGAGCAUUGGAGGUAGGGGAAGGGAGAUAUAGAAGAGUGGGGGGGGGGAAUCUAUAUUUUAUUAAAGAAAUAUUCAAAAGUAAAUACUUCGAUCGCGACAAUUCAUUUCUUUUUCUUUUCUUUCCUUUCCUUUUUUUCUUCUUCUUCGAUUUCCCAUCGAAUUUAUUUUCUACGUUGAUUUCUGCAAAUCGAUACUAUCUCUGAUAUAUUAUAAAUAAAAAUAUGAGAGAUGAAAUAAUCGAUCACGCAAAUCAGGAAUAAACCCUUUUCAUUUCUCUGUUAAAAAUCUGUGUAUGUAAGUAUGUACAUAUACUAUGCAUAGUAUUUUUGCUAUCGUUCGUGACAUUCCCAGAUUUUCCUCAUUGAAGAAAAACGAACAGAUUUAUUCGAAAUUGCGAAUAAUAUUAAUAAUAAUAAUAAUAAUAAUAAUAAUAGUAAUAAUAAUAAUAAUAAUAUCAACCAUAAUAACCAUAAUAAUAACCAAUAAUAGUAAGAAUAAUAUAAUAAUAAUAAUAAUAUAAUAAUAAUACUAUAAUAAUAAUAAUAAUAUAAUUACUACUACUACUACUACUACUACUACUACUAAUAAUAAUAAUAAUAAUAAUAAUAAUAAUAUAAUUACUAAUAAUAGUGAUAAAUAAUAAUAAUUACUAAUAAUAAUGAUAAAUAACAAUAAUAAUAAUAAUAAUAAUAAUAAUAAUAAUAAUCGUUAUCAUAAUCAUUAUCAUUAUCAUUAUCAUCAUCGUCAUCAUCGUUAUUAUCAUCACAGAGAUAUUCGUUUAAAGUGAAAAGGGUUACUUCUGACAAAGAGAACAAAACAUACAGCGAUGUCUCUCGUGAUCAGAGGAAAGAAGCACGAUAUGACCAGAAUAUUCUUAUUCGAAGACGAAUGAAUCAAAUCCUUUUUAAAAAAAGUCCUUUUUUUUAUCGAAGUAUCAAAUACGAACCAACAAACUAACAUAUUUUUACUUCGAUUAUAGUUCAUACUCGUAAAACGUAUCCGAGCUCGUAAAAAUGUCACCAAAAUUUCGUGAACGAUUACUUUUGUUCUCUCUUUCUCUAUCUCUCUCUCUCUCUCUCUCUCUUUCCUCGCCCUCUUUUUCGUCUCCUUCUUCCUCUUGUUCUUCUUUUUCCUUUGAUUUUUCUUUUUACAACUUGGAAAGCUCAGCAGAGAUUGUUGCGGCCGUAUGAACGAACGUGGCUAGGAUUCUUCAAAGACAAAGACAAAGACAUUUCGACUUUGCUAACUUUGUCCGAGCAACAACUUUUAAUGGAUUUACGCUGAGACAAUUUCCUUUUGAGCUUAGCGACUAAACAGAGAGAGGGAGAGAGAGAGAGAGAGAGAGAGAGAGAGAGAGAGAGAGAAAGAGAGAAAGAGAGAGAGAGAGAGAGAAGCAAUAGAGAUCACUGAAAUAUUUCAUUCCAUUCGAUAAAACAUGCAAAACACGUGUCUUCCGAAAAGACACAGAAUUUUAAUCUGGAAGAAUGUCAAAUAAAAAAAUAUCAUUCAUAACGUAAUAAAGGAUAAGAAAAUAUUUAGAUCCUCUUUGACAUUUUUAAAUCGAAAAGAAAUCGAAAUCCUCGUGAUCUAAAAACACGUUCGAUGAAACGAAUCGAAUAAAAUUUCGACGAGAUUUUUGCUCGUUGAUGAUACGUUUUACCGGAUGAAGUGAAAGCGGCAAAUGAAAUAAAAAGAAAACGGACGAAGAAGAAAACAAAAAACAGAAAAUACAAAAAAAAAGGGAAAGUAGAGAAGAAGAUAACUGAGCGAGGAUCAACAACAAAAUGCAUCGAGGACAUUUAAAGUCGAUCGACGUGACGUCGUGGGGGCGCGGUGAACGUGUCCAACUUCACCGCACGGUAAAAGCUUUUUCUCUUUCUCUACUGACAAAUAAUACAGGACGUAAGAGAGAUAGAGAGAGAGACAAAGAGACAAAGAGAGACAUAAAGAGAAAAAGAGAUAUAACGAGAGAGAAUGCGAGAGAAAGAGAGAGAGAGAGAGAAUAUAGAAGCAAGAAAGAGAUAGAAAGGAAAAAAGAAAAAAAGAAAGAAAGAGAAGAAAUGCCAUAUAACACACAAGUACACAAUAACUUUCCCUUCCUCCAAUUGGUCGUUAAAACGGUUGCUCGAGCUACUUCGAGCAUAUUGAUCCUUUGUUACACGAACACCGGCACGUUCCCUCCAUCGAGAACUUUGACUCUCUUCUACUACUUUCACGUAUUAGCCGAGCGAGUUUACCGAGCGAAAGAAUCGUUCGUGUUACGGUCUCUCUGUCAGAGGGUGAGAGAGGGACAGGAAAAGGAGGUGGAGGAGGUGGUGCCGGAGGUGGGUGUUACUCUGAAGGGAUCCGCAGCUUGAAAACGAUAUGCAUUUCGUCGAGCGAUCGUGAUCGGAUUACGUGAAUAGGGGUUAAAGCUCUUUUAUGUUUUUUUUUUCUUUCUUUUUUUUCUCUUUUUUUUUUUUUUCACCGUCCGUCGAAUGAGCCACGUCUAUUUUACACACCUAUGAUAUACGACAUGUUAUGCGACAAAUCGCUACACUAUUAUCGCUUUCGCAUAAGAUUAUCGAAAGCUUUUAUUUCCAAUCGACACGAGAAAUUCGAGAAAAGAAGAAAAGAGAAAAAACGUUCGAAUUGAAAAAUCAGUUUUCAAUCUUCUGUGGUUCGUCGUUCUUUUCUUUUCUUUUCUUUUUUUUCUUUUUUUUUGUUGGGAUAACGGUUUGAUAUAGAUCAAAAGAUAGAAGGUGUUAAUUGUAGUCUCUUUUUCUCUAUCUUCUUUUUUUCUGUCUUUUUUUUUUUCUUUUUCUUUUUAGUUUUAAUCAUAUCGUUACUACUGUUUAAUUAAGUCGAAGUUCGAAUGUGGAUUUAGAUAUGUCAUUAUCUAGGCUGUUAUAUCCAUAUUGUUCCAUUUUUUUUUUUUAAGUCUCUCUAGUUUUUUCUUUCUUUCUUUCUUUUUUUUCUUCUUCUUCUCAUUUAAUGGAAUUAAGAUAUCAAUUUUAUUUUUUUUUCUAGUAUUUAGAUUAAGUUGAAAAUAUCGGAUAUGCGUCUUUAUUUUAUAUUUUACUUUGUUUGCCGUUCGUUUCAAUAGUAUCGCUGUAAACGAUAAAUUGUAAACACGAUCGGAUUUAAUACGUAAAUUAUCAAUUGAUUUGGAAAAAAAUUUAUUUAGUUUUUAUUAUAUUCACGAUGGACAGCGUCGAUGUCACGCGUGAUCUUACCUUCGCUCGAACUUGCGACUCUGAUCUAGAUAAUUUGUUUGUUUUGUUUGUUCUCUGAAUAAAUACUCAUGAGAAAGUAUCGACGAACAAAAAGAGAAAGAAAUAAAAAUUAAAAUUAUUUGAUUACGGCUGGUCCGUGAGAAAGAAUCGUUCUUUCUUUUUUCUUUUUUUUUUUCCUUUUUUCUUUUUUUUCUUACAAUUCAAUCAGAUAUUUUCGAUAAACCUCACAGAUUUAUUAAUGUAAAAUUUUAAAGAACUCCUCGAAUUAUUUCUAGAAGUUGGAGCGUAAGUAUGAUAAACGGUGCAUCCAUGUUACAAAUGUUAAUUCGUGUAAGACAAAAAACAGAUAAAAAAAAAAGUUGAUGUGUUUUUAUGAAACGUCUAAAGCUAAUCGCAUUCUUACAGAUUAGAUCAGAUCGCUCGAACGUUAUAGAUGUAAUUGUAAGUCGAAUAAUUAUAAUCGAUGAAUAGACUAUUUGACGCAAAGGUAUCAUUGUUCGAAUUAAGAUAUACAUUUGUUUUGCUAUACGAAUUAUUGUUUAUCGCGCGAUAGGAUUUACAUAUAUAAUUUUGUCAACUAAUCAUCAAAGUGAUAUCGUUUAAUUAUUAAUUAUGAUUUAUAACGCUUAAGUUAAUUAGCGAGUGUACAAUUUCACGAAAUAUUAUUAAACGUGAUUACAUUGGAAGCGGGUUUAACAAGAUAACAUCGAAAACGUUUUUAUUUUUAUUAAACAUUAAAAAUAUUAUACCGAAUCUUAUUCAGUUUCUUUUUCUUUCUUCUUCUUUAAAUUAUUCCUUUUUAUUUUAAUUUAUUAAAAAUUUUUUUAUUUUCUUUAUUUUCUUUUUUUUUCGUUUUAAUUCUUUUACUUUAUUUUAAUUUGAAAACUUGUUAAACCUGACUACCGAGAAUAAAUACAUCGUUUUAUUAACUUGAGUUAUCCCCCUCCCCACCUGAUUCGAUAUUCUCUAUGAAAAGAGCAUUUUUUUUUUCUAUUAGAAGAAUAUACGGAUCAUGUGACAAGGAGACGAUGGUAAUAUACAUGAAUUUACUUUACAGAGAAUGCUAUAUUUUACGCUAGAUUAUAUUAUAUAUAUAUAUAUAUAUAUAUAUAAAUACGAAGGAUUAUAAUUCGCUAUAAUUUAUAAAUAAAAGAGAGAUAAGAAAAAGACACAUAUAAUUUAUGAAAAAGAGGACAAGAAAAAAAUGAAAAAGAAAUAACAUAUAAUAAUGAUCAUCGCGCUGUGUCUUAUUUUUAUUAUCGUUAAAACAUACACACGAUCUGAAUGACUUGUUAAUGACAUUAUAAGUAUAAAUAAGUAAGUAUUCGAACGAGAUAUUGCUCAAGCAAAUAAUGUUUACUACGUUUUACGCGUUUUAUAUUUAUGCGUUGGAAAAUAAUGUCGGAUGAAACUUUUCAAGAUAAUAAACAUUUUUAAUCGAAGAUCAUAUACUACUUACUUAGCUUUUUUUAAUAUUUAACUUUUAUUCGUGUCUUCCAGUAAAAUUAAUUGUAAUUAAUUAAUUAAUUAAUUAGUUAAUUAAUUAUAUGGAAUACAAUUAAUCGAAAAUAUCGAUGAAGUCACGUAAGACGUGGGAAAACAUUGUUCACAUCUCUAAUUUCGAUCCUAAACUGCCUCUACUAUAUAAUAAAUGUUAUUUUUAAAAAUACUUAAGGUUGGAUAUUAUUAUAAAAAAAAAAAAAAAUAAAGAAACAAAGAUAAGGAAAAUAUCAUAGGUUCGUGCAGGCACACCAUGAUAAACUGCGAUGAACUUCUUGUGUAUCGAAGUAUCACAUUUUUUUAUUGGACUUAUUUGAUUUCAUUUUGCAAUAAAUACAACAAUUACACGUCAUUGUUUUUGAUUUAUUUUCUUUUGCUUUCCUUUUUCUUUAUUUUAUUUUAUUUUUUUCUUUUUUUUUUUUUGACUCUCACCACACUUUUACUAAUCCACUAGUAAAAUAAUUUCUUUCUAUCGACCUCAAUUUAAUUUUAUCCUUUCUCCCAUUAAAUUUCAUUUAUAAAACUAAUCCCGACUAAAUUAAUUUACAUGCAAAUCUUCUUUCAUUUUACUAAUUAUUAUUACCUACUUAUUAUUUGCUAUAUUAAGAAGAGAGAAAAAAAAACAUAUUUUAUAAAAUGUCACAAACUGUAUAAACGAAUACACCAAUAUGUAAAAUCUUUUUCAUUUUCGAUCGAUCGCAACUAAUCGAAUUCUUAGCGCGCGAAAUCUCUCUGUAUAUAUUGUAAAUUUACUUGUAAAGAUGGAGACAAGGGAAAAAAGAGAAGAAGAAGAAGAAGAAGACAAAAAAGAAGAAAAAAGAAGAAGAAGAAGAAGAAGAAGAAGAGGAAGUAAUUUUAAACAAUCGCUUGACCAAAUAAAGAUAAGAUAACACGAGACGGGAAAUGUAUAAUAAGAAAUUUUCAAACCUUGGCCGAUUCAUUAUUGCGAACCUUAAAUGGAUUGUAAAAUGUAUCGUCUAAAAUAAAUUAAUAUGAUCGUUUUAAAUACAA
Molecule: messenger RNA, 7909 nt
Organism: Vespula vulgaris
Lineage: Eukaryota; Metazoa; Arthropoda; Insecta; Hymenoptera; Vespidae
Gene: Tsp26A
Product: tetraspanin-5
Exons: 10
Coding region: 714-1649 (311 amino acids)
Biological process (GO): protein localization to plasma membrane; protein maturation
Cellular component (GO): membrane
Source: RefSeq, a predicted model, not a curated record